This is a messenger RNA of Schistocerca cancellata (South American locust), 726 nucleotides long. Its product is annotated as protein roadkill-like. Gene Ontology annotation, molecular function: ubiquitin protein ligase binding. The record is from RefSeq and is a predicted model, not a curated record. Gene Ontology annotation, biological process: regulation of proteolysis; proteasome-mediated ubiquitin-dependent protein catabolic process. NCBI's taxonomy places the organism in Eukaryota, Metazoa, Arthropoda, Insecta, Orthoptera, Acrididae. The coding region runs from base 1 to 726 and encodes 241 amino acids. Gene Ontology annotation, cellular component: cytoplasm. The transcript is spliced from 2 exons.
AUGGAAGCAGUUAAGGACAUCACGGAGACGGCGGCCGUGGACCUGGGGGACCUGCUGGACGCCGGGGACGACGCCGUGGUGAUACUCGAGGCAGGCGACACGCGGCUGUUGGCGCACAGGGCCGUCCUGGCGGACAGGAGCCCUGUGUUCGCCGCCAUGUUCGCCCACGACACCCUCGAGGCCAGUAGCGGCGCGGUGAGCAUCCCGGACGUGGGGGGACCGGUGCUCAGGCAGCUGGUCUCCUACCUGUACACCCUGCGGGCCCCCCAGCUGCCCGGCACGGCCCCCCAGCUGCUGGCCGCAGCGGAUAAAUACGGGGUGUCGCGGCUGAAGGAGGAGUGCGAGCGGCAGGUGGCCGCUCAGCUGACCGUUGAGACCGCGGCGGCCGCAGCCGUCCUCGCAGUCCGCCACUCCUGCAGUGACCUCAAGCACGCUGCACUGGCGUUCAUUAAGACCUGUCCGUUCGAGGUGAUGGCCACUCAGGGGUGGGCAGAUGCGAUGCUUCACCAACCAAAAGACUUGAUCGAAGUGAGCCGGUUGCUGUAUGAUCCACCACCAAAAAGCAGCACACCAGCCGUCACCGCCACUACCGCCACUGCCAUCACCGCCACUAUCGCCACCACCGCCACCACCACCACUGCCAACGCAUCCCGCCAGACACCUGCUGCAGCUCCACUUCCCACAUCUCCUCCACCUGGAGAAGCCACUGUCUCUCACAUGCGGUGA